AUGGAUACUUCAUUAAACAGCGACGUGAGGUCUCCUAUUCCAAUAAAUUUAAAUCAACGUCGAUGUUUAAACAAGCAUGAUUGGUUGGAACUUAUUUCAAAUGCUGCAAUUCCACUUAUGAUUGGAGUUAUUAGUCUUUGGAUUGCUAUUAAUCAACAGAAUGUUACACAAACUAAUCGAGAUAAAGAUGCUGCACAAACCGCUGAACUACGUAAACAAGAUGUUGAAAUAGCACGAUUACAACGUGACGAAGACAAAGAAACGGCACGAUUACAACGUGCAGAAGACAAGGAAACCGCACGUUUGCAACGUGAAGAAGAUCAAAGAACAUCUCGCCUUCAACGUGAGGAAGAUCGAGACACUGCUCGUCUACAGCGUGCUGAAGAUAAAGAAAAUGCACGUUUACAGCGUGAGCUUGAAUUGAAUAUGACUAAUGAUCAACGAAUACAAGACUAUGCACUUGCUGAAAAUCAACGAAAUAUAUCCGAACAACAACGUGCUCGAGAGUUUGAAGUAGCAUAUAAAAAUCGUCUAAAUGAUCUUAAGUUAGAAGAUGAUUAUCAGAAGGAGAGUGCACUUUUAGAGUAUCAAGAUGAUCUUGCAACAUUAUUAUUAGAUAAUGGACUUUUACUUAGAGAUCCAAAUAGUAAAUGGUGGUUCACGCUUCAAAUGAAAACUGAAGCAGUUCUGCGCCAACUCGAUCCUCCACAUCGUACUAUUCUUAUACAUACUCUUCUAGAAUCUACUGUUCUUGAUAUCAUCGUAGAUUAUGAGCAAUCAAUUCUUUACAAGGCUAAUCUCAGUGGAGUGGAAUUUGGACAAUCUCUUGACGAAAUUCAUGAGAAUCUUUGCACAAGAUAUGAUAUGCUGAGCGCAGCAGAAGCCGAUGUUCGAUAUGCAUCAUUUCGUGGCAUAUGCCUAUACCAUUCGCCUUAUUUCGCUUACUCGAAUCUUGAUUACACUGAUUGGUCUUUUUCUACUCUUGAUAACGUUCAUUUCGAAAACGAAACAUCAAUGAAUGGAGUUAAAUUUACUGGCGCUGUACUAACAGAUGUUCGAUUUGAUAAAACAAUCAUAAUGAAGCAAGCCUCCUUCCAGUAUAACAUCGCAUGCAGUCACUGUCAAUUUUUAAAGACAUCGUUUUUGGGUGCUCGUUUAGAUCAUUCAAAUUUUUUAGAAUCAACAUUCUUGUCGUUAGAUAUGGCUGAUGUCAAUAUGAUUAAUGGUUCAUUUACUGCCUCGAUCUUUGAAAAUGUUAAACUCGAUCGUGCCAAUCUGUCUGGAGCUAUUCUACGAGCAUGCAUAUUUUAUUCAGUAUCUAUGAUUAACUGUUCUUUGUCUGGAGCAAUAUUAAACAAAACAAAAUUCUCUGGAGCUAAUCUGACAGGAUGCACUGGAUUAACUCAACAACAGAUAGCUGUAAUAUCAAAUUUAUAUGAAACAACAUUACCUAAUGGAACAUUCAUCAAAGGAAAACAAGUUACUUUGUAA
Adineta steineri is the source of this 1491-nucleotide messenger RNA. The record is from the annotation of a GenBank genome assembly. Lineage: Eukaryota; Metazoa; Rotifera; Eurotatoria; Adinetida; Adinetidae.